Messenger RNA from Eurytemora carolleeae, 1708 nucleotides. Its product is annotated as PRADC1-like protein. The transcript has 7 exons. The record is from RefSeq and is a predicted model, not a curated record. The coding region runs from base 2 to 643 and encodes 213 amino acids. NCBI's taxonomy places the organism in Eukaryota, Metazoa, Arthropoda, Copepoda, Calanoida, Temoridae.
UAUGUUUCAGAGGAAAAAUGCGACAAAAAUGGAUUUGAAGAAACAAGUAGUAUAUAAAUUUUUUAUAUUACUUGCACUUUGCUUUGAAACUUACAACUUGCUAGAUACUGGAUAUGAUCAUGUGCUGACAGAUGACGAGUACAGGCUGUCAAUGGGCCAGGGAUAUGUUUUCUUCGAGAUUACUGAACCAGAGGAGCUCGCUUUCACUUACAAGGCUAACCCUGCUAGUUUUACUCCGGUCUGGAAUACAACACUGACUGGGGUUCCCUUAGUCUCUACUGAUCCACCCUGUAGCUGCGGGUUCAUCAAUAACCAUGAUGAAGUCGAGGGUAAAAUUGCUUUCAUUGAAAGAGGAGAAUGCUCUUUUGUGUCCAAGGUUGUGAGAGCAGAGGCCGCAGGAGCCAUCGGGGUCAUCAUUACAGAUCAGGAUGAAGAGAAUGAUGAACUAUAUAUAUCUAUGGUGGAUGACACUACCUCAAGAAAUGUGAAUAUUCCUGCCGUAUUUCUUCUUGGCAAAAACGGGCAAAUAAUAAAGAGAUGGUUGGACAGAUUGCAACUUUCCCAUGCUCUAGUCAACAUUCCUGUAAAUAUAUCUAGGAUUCAACCUCAUAAACUUAAUCAACCUCCUUGGAUGGUCUGGUAGAUAAUCAACCUUCUCGGAUGGUUUGGUAGACUAUCAACCUUCUUGGAUGGUUUGGUAGACAAUCAGCCUCCUAGGAUGGUUUAGUAGACAAUCAACCUUCUUGGAUGGUUUGGUAGACAACCAACCUCCUUGGAUGGCUUGGUAGACAAUCAACCUCCUAGGAUGGUUUAGUAGACUAUCAACCUUCUUGGAUGGUUUGGUAGACAACCAAGCUCCUUGGAUGGUUUGGUAGACAAUCAACCUCCUUGAAAGUUUUGUAGACUAUCAGCCUCCAUGUUUUUCUAACAAACCAAAUAUUGAACCCCAUGGAAUUAAUAAAAACCAGGCAACCUAAUUUAUUGAUACUAUACAGCUAACCGCUUGAAAAAUUGGUUUGGAACCCCCCUCUCCUUGAACUAAACAUGGCAGGAGAAGGUCAAAUGUUUGCAACACUACUAGAAAAGCUUUGUGACCUCAUAACUACUCUAGUAUUGAUUUUAUGCACAAGUAAAGAGAAGCAAAUUAAUACGAUUACAUACUUGAAAUUAAUAACAUUUUUGUUCUUUUUAAAAGCUUUUCAAUAAGAAGAGUUAUGAUUAAAAACAUGAGAUUUAAAUCUUACGUGUAAUUUGCUUUAUUUUAACGUGAGCUCCCCUCCACCAUGUUCAGCGUGUCAGAACUAAAUUUUGUGUAUAGUUACUAUUUCGAUCUAGUCAUUAGUUUAUAUAAAUUAAACCUAAAAUUUUUGUACAGUAAGAAUCAGAAAGCUCUGGAAUAGAAAGACGACUUUUAGACUCAAGUUAUGACUUUGAAUUGUCAAAUGAACAUGAGACAGACCAAUUGUAAUUGUAAACAGACUUAUUUUACUUAAUAAGAGACUUAAUGAGUUACCAGUAAAACUAUUUGCAUUAUGACAAAGUCAACACUUAACUAUUGUUUUAAUGUCGUCUUCAUAUUCCACAGUUUUCUGGUUCUCACUGUAUAUUGAUUGAAAUAAUCUUGUUUUGUAAUAUGAUUUGGAAUGAUACUUUGUAACACCCUGUUAUCAUUUUAAAGUUUUAAUGUAAAUUUGAAGAAAAGUACUAA